CUAUCGGCCUAUGUAUCCCGUCGACGCGCCGGGGAAACAUUGAACAGAGCGUACAGCAUCCCGCGCUGUUUCCCGCUUCCCACGCUUCCCGGUGGUUGCGCUUUUCGACGCCGGCACGCCGACGAGACUUUCCCGCGAGUUUCGGAGUUGCAUGCUAUCCCCGUUGCCGGACGGACUGUUCCGGAGUAUAUUGAGACGCGUUGCUGAAACACGCGGGUUUUUAAAUUUUGACAAGACGUGUGCAGAAAUAAUCUUUGAAGUGUAUACGAAACGAGCGAUUUUUUACAAUCCUAUAGACUUUCUAACAAACAGUGGGACAGUUCCAGUGAAGUAUGGCUCGGAAGAAGGGGUACAAUUACUUUUAUGUGGCCGUCAUUUUUAUAUUUACUUUUCUUAGUUUUGCUAUAACGGAUGAUCCGAAGUUCGCAGAGCCAAUACCAAAUGUAACGGUAGCUUUGGGCAGAGAUGCAAGUUUACCGUGUGUCGUGGAAAACCUGGGAUCCUACAAGGUAGCUUGGAUCCACAUCGAUCGUCAAAUGAUCUUGACCAUCCACCGUCACGUGAUCUCGAAAGUGCCCAGAUAUAGCGUGACAAACGAUAACGACAAGACGUGGAUGCUACACGUUAACGGGGUCCAGCAAGAAGAUAAGGGAUACUACAUGUGCCAAGUCAAUACCAACCCGAUGAUCAGUCAAGUUGGAUAUUUGAAAGUUGUCGGUGAGUUGAAUUACUUAUAA
Molecule: messenger RNA, 737 nt
Organism: Acanthoscelides obtectus
Lineage: Eukaryota; Metazoa; Arthropoda; Insecta; Coleoptera; Chrysomelidae
Source: the annotation of a GenBank genome assembly